AUUUGCAAGUGGUUCGCGAAAAAUACAAAUUUCCACAUUCGUCCGGAAACUUGCAAGACGUGAGGAACUGCACGUCUGCGGUGACACAGAAUGCGGAAAGCGUUAUGAACACGCCAGUGUUAAUUAUUUUGCAAUCUUCUCGCGGAGUUGCAACAUCCGCCCGCACAAUGUCAAUGGCACCGUGGCGGAGGCUUCUCGUCGGCCAGCUGGCCCGGUGGGAGUUCCAGUGGGUUGUGAUUAGUUUCUUAGUGUUGCUUAGCUUAGCAAAUCGUUCCAGUGGUUACUUUUACAGCGGUGGCGACGAGGAAUCGAAUAACGAUCGAUUCUGUUUUUGCCAGCUCCAGGGUACGAUCGAUGAUUGCAGCUGUAACGUGGAUACGGUCGAUUACUACAACAAUGUAAAGAUCUAUCCACGCUUGAAGAGCCUGCUGGUGAAGGACUUCUUUCGCUACUACAAGGUGCACCUGAAUAAAGACUGCCCGUUCUGGGUGGACGACAGUAAAUGCGCUAUGCGAUUUUGCCAUGUGGAGCACUGCGAGGAGAAAGACAUUCCGCCUGGCUUGAAGGGCGACACGGGAUCUUAUCAUAAGUACAUUAAAGAGGUUCAAACUCUGACGAACUGCAACGAAGAUCUCGACGUGGAACUAGGCUACCUCAACACAAGCAUCAGUGACAAAGCGCACAAAGAAUUUCAACGGUGGGCGGAUUAUGACGAAGCGCAAGACAAUUUCUGCAUCCUGGACGAUCACGAACCGGGCGCGGAGUAUGUAGAUCUGCUGCUGAACCCGGAACGGUACACUGGCUACCGUGGCGAGUCGGCGCGGCGUAUUUGGAGCAGUAUUUAUUUGGAGAAUUGUUUUCAAGCACAUUCGAUAAAGAAGAAAAAUGCCUUCUCGGCAAUGAUCCCCUACCAGGACAUGGCGCACAACGAGGUUUGCCUCGAACACCGCGUGUUUUACCGAAUGAUUUCCGGCCUUCACUCGAGCAUCAAUAUUCACCUGUGUGCCAACUAUCUGCUAUCGGAGAAGAGCUCGCUCGGGUUCGUUGCUCCCAGUGGCGUGUGGGGUCCGAACAUGGAAGAGUUCGAGCGCCGCUUCAGUCCCCACAUGACCGACAACGAGGGUUCGCACUGGCUGCGAAAUCUGUACUUUGCCUACCUGGUGGAGAUGCGUGCCCUGGCAAAGGCGGCGCCGUAUCUUCGAAAUGAAGAAUAUUUCACCGGCCUCGAGAAGGACGAUCGGGAGGUCAAGACGGCCGUAAAGGAUUUGCUCACCGUCAUCGAAGGAUUCCCGUCGCACUUCAACGAAACGGCCAUGUUCAGCGGAGGCACCUCGGCGAUCAAGCUGAAGCACGAGUUUCGUGAGAAGUUUAUGAAUAUCUCCAAGAUCAUGGACUGCGUGGGGUGCGACAAGUGUCGGCUCUGGGGAAAGUUGCAAGUGCAAGGGAUGGGCACGGCACUGAAAAUCUUGUUCUCCGGAAAAUUCGACGACAAAGUAGACAGUAGUGGGCUGGGGACGAAGCUUAAACCACAAUCGCCUCCGCUUCGAUUGAAGCGCGGGGAAAUAGUAGCUUUGUUCAACGCAUUUGGAAGGCUUUCGACCAGCAUCCACGAGUUGGAGGAAUUUCGACAACGGAUGCGAUGAGUAGUUGGGAAGCGAUGAAAAGACUACAAACCAAUACCGGUGCAACGACUUUGUGAUGAAACUUGACUUGUAAUCCCAAGCAAUCCCAACGCUACACAGUGAUUACCGGUGGCUCGUUUAAGAUAAGACUUUGGGAAUCGUGUUUGUUAUAGUUAGCAGAAUCUAUCGGUUGUAUGAUUUUCUUAAAUUUUUUUUUUACCAUUUGAUAUCUGUUUUGUUUUUCCUCUCGUUUCGACGUAGUCAUAGUUCAUGUAUUCGACCUGCUAGCCCGAGUACGGUAUGUGUACUGAUCUUGAAGAUCACCAUAUGUUAUUUACAAAAAAAAAACAUACGGUAUACUACCGUCAGAAGAUAACGAAAGAUACUGUACAGCUGUUCUAGGCAUAUACACGCACCGCGGGUUGGUGCCAACGCCCGGUACGGGGAGGGCCGUACUUUUCCUACUAACUUAUACCACUAGUUGAUGUUGCCCAUGUGCAUAUAUGGAUGUAAAUUAUCGAUAUACAAUCAUAUUUAUGAGUUUUGUAAAUAAAUGUAAUGGCGAGCCGUUGU
Anopheles coustani is the source of this 2195-nucleotide messenger RNA. It is a transcript of the gene Ero1L, whose product is annotated as ero1-like protein. Lineage: Eukaryota; Metazoa; Arthropoda; Insecta; Diptera; Culicidae. Gene Ontology annotation, biological process: protein folding in endoplasmic reticulum. The record is from RefSeq and is a predicted model, not a curated record. The coding region runs from base 105 to 1643 and encodes 512 amino acids. The transcript has 6 exons. Gene Ontology annotation, molecular function: FAD binding; thiol oxidase activity; protein-disulfide reductase activity. Gene Ontology annotation, cellular component: endoplasmic reticulum; endoplasmic reticulum membrane.